Messenger RNA from Leucoraja erinaceus (little skate), 5546 nucleotides. RefSeq names its product RNA-binding Raly-like protein. Gene Ontology annotation, cellular component: nucleus. Bases 385 to 1230 code for a protein of 281 amino acids. Gene Ontology annotation, molecular function: RNA binding. The record is from RefSeq and is a predicted model, not a curated record. The transcript has 8 exons. NCBI's taxonomy places the organism in Eukaryota, Metazoa, Chordata, Chondrichthyes, Rajiformes, Rajidae.
ACACCAGGAGCAAACGUGCGGCGGCCACAACAACAACAACAACAACAACAACAGAGAGAGGGGAAGAAAAUCCGCCCGGCUUGCUGGAUGCAGAAGAGAUACAUGAAGACGAGCGCUGGUUUUGGGGGGAUUUAGUGACCGAGACAUCCAUUGAGCAUUGCCGAGAGCAGGGCUCUCGCAUCAAGUGCCUUUGCCUGAGGCUGCGGGAGGGCGCUUCAUUACUUCUUCCACCGCCAUAUUACAAACUUCGCUAUUUUUCUAUCACUCUCUCUCUCUCUCUCUUGAAUUUUUCGCGCUCGGUACCUGACUAAACCCAUGGUGAAGAUAUAUGGAUUAGGAGUGAGAAGAACUAUAGGAACAAUCUCUGGGUGAAGAUUAUCUACCAUGACUGGCAAAACACAGACCAGCAAUGUUACCAAUAAGAAUGAUCCCAGGUCCAUCAAUUCCAGAGUCUUCAUUGGCAACCUCAACACAGCCAUUGUGAAAAAAGCAGACAUUGAAGCUAUUUUUGCAAAGUAUGGAAAGAUAGUUGGCUGCUCCGUGCACAAGGGAUAUGCGUUUGUACAGUACUUGAAUGAGAAGAACGCUCGCUCAGCAGUGGCGGGGGAAAAUUCCAGAAUAGUGGCAGGACAACCUCUCGAUAUCAAUAUGGCCGGUGAACCCAAGCCUUACAGGCCCAAAUCUGGUACCAAGAGGCCUUUGUGUGCCCUGUAUGGGAGUGGUUAUGACUUUGACUACGAUUAUUACAGAGAUGAUUUCUACAGUCGGAUGUUUGAUUACCACGGCCGUAUACCUCCACCUCCCCGCGCCGUCAUACCGAUCAAACGCCCGCGUAUCGCCAUACCCGUCACACGCAGAGGCAAGGGUGGUUUCCCCAUGAAAGGAGGUCCACGAUCUACGAUCACAGGGACGGCAUCCGUGGGACCAAAAUUGAAAUCAGACGAGCUGCAGACAAUCAAGAAGGAACUGACCCAAAUCAAAAACAAAAUUGACUUCUUACUGGGAAGACUGGAGAAGAUUGAGAAGCAACAAAAGGCAGAUGCCGAGUCACAGAAGAAGCAGCUGGAAGAAAAUUCGGAGUCUGCACAUGAAGAAUCGAUAUCGGAGAAUGCAGAAACGUCCACAGAGGAACCAGUCGAAGGGGGGCCCGACAUCGAUGCAGACGGGGAAGAGAUGACUGAUGGAAUUGAAGAAGAUUAUGAUGAGGUUGGCAGCAAUGAGAUGGUAUGAUCUGAACGGGCUGACACGUAGUGUGAUGUGAUUCUUCUUGCAAGACUGCGUGACUAGUUCUAAAAAUAAGUCCAUUUAAUAUCCCAUUGUUGAGAGCCAUGCCUGAAUAUCUUGAAGCAGAAGGCCCAUGUGAUUGUCAUUGUGUGAAUGCGGCAUUUGCAUUAUGAUACAUGUAUUGAACAAUAUUUUUGAUGUGGUCAGAUCAUUAAUAUCUCAUUAGCCUUUUUUUAAUUUAAAUUAAAUGUCGCCAUUCUUUAGGUAGUUUUCAAACAGACUACAUUGCUGGAAGCAUCAGCAAUUCGGUCUUUUGAAAGCUGCACUGAAAUUGCAGUAUUUUCAACCAGGGUACGGUUCAUUUUCUGGUGGUUUUACAAUAGUUGAAAGAAUACAGGCCCACCACCGAUUUUCCAACACCCUUUGUUCCAGAGCCUUGCCACGUAAUAAUAAUUUAACAAUACACAUCUGACCCACUAAUUAUCCCCCUUCCCAUGUCUCUUACGCACCAUGGACUGCUAACUUAAAUUAAACAAAUGUUACAUGUAAAUUAAAUGUGAAUUAAGUGAGUGAUGAAAUACAUAGGCUAAACUAAACUAAACAUUGUGUUCUAUGAAUACCCCACCUACCAUAAAAGAUAAAGCUGACUUACAUUGUAUUCUGUCUUUGAGGAAACCUUCCCCUUGUGUUUAGAUGAUUCAUUCAAAUGACACACAGUUAGCCCAUGAUUAACAGAUGGAAUAUAGUUUACAGUUUAUGUAGCACGGUGGGGCAGCGGUAGAGUUGCUGCCUUCCAGCGCCAAAGACCCGGGUUCAGUCCCGACUACAGGUGCUGUCUGUACAUUCUCCCUGUGACCUACGUGGGUUUUCUCCAGGAGCCCCUGUUUCCACCCACACUCCAAAGAGGGGUACAGGGGUUUGUAGGUUAAUUGGCUUCGGUAAAAUUGUAAAUUGUAAUCGGCGUGGACUCGGUGGGCCGAAGGGCCUGCUUCUGUGCUGGAUCUCUAAAGUAAACUAAACAUUAGUACAGGAAGUAUAAAUGAUGCAGGUUUGUUAGUACAGUAUAAAUGAGAAAGGUUUAUUAUUUACUGAACUUACAAAGAAUGUUACUGUGGUACCGCUUCUUAAUUCUUAACUCUUCCGGGUUGAGCGUACGCCCCACACAGUGAACAGGUCUGGCAGUCGCGAGAAUUUCAAGUGCGCUCUCGUAGUUUUUUCUAGAUUAAAGGAGGUGCCGGAUCAUCAGUUGCUGGUAAAUCGGUGGUGGACCUGUAUAUUCUUUUAUAUUGAUUUGGAAUGUGUUUCUAAUAAAACCAAACGAGCCGUCCAAGGAGACUAGACAGAGGACUGCAAUGAAUGAGAAACGGAGGGAAAUGAAAGUACAGUCCACUUUCCCAGACAUUUCAGGUUUUUUAAAUCGGAUAUGGCCACCCUCGGAAGGUGCAAUUGAGAUGGCAUUCGACCAGCUUUCGUCAAUUUACCAAUUAUAGUUUGAAAAGAAGGCAGAUUUAACGCACUACCUUUCCAAUUGCCGUAAAAUACCGUUCCCAGGCUACUACAGGGCUCCGUUCCUGCCAACUGUUUGUAACCCGAAUAUUUCUCAAGUUAAAAAUGUGACUGCCCAGCAAUAUAUUUAAUCAAAAACAUAGGCCAACCAAGGAAAAUAGUUUAGGUGGGACAGUGGUACAGCUUGUAUAGCUGCUACCUUACAGUGCCACAGAUCCAUGUUCGACCUAGACUCGGGUGCUGUCUGUGUGGAGUUUGCACGUUCUCCCUGUGACCAUGUGAGGUAUCCUCCGGGUGGAGAUAGACAAAAAUGCUGGAGAAACUCAGCGGGUGCGGCAGCAUCUAUGUAGCGAAGGAAAUAGGCGACGUUUCGGGUCGAGACCCUUCUUCCUCCGGGUGCUUCGGAUUCUUCCCACACUCCAAAGACGUACAGGUUUGUAGGUUAAUUGGCUUGGUAUAGAUGUAAAUUGUCCCUAGUGUGUGUAGGAUAGUGUAAGUAUGUGGGGAUUGCUGGUCAGUGUGAACUUGGUGGGCCGAAGGGCCUGUUUCCAUGCAGUAUCUUUAAAUUAAAUUAAACUAAAUCCCGAAGACGUGUGCGUUUGGAGGUUAAUUGGCCCAUGUGUAUAGCGAGAGGAUGAGAAAAUGGGAUAAUGCAAACGGGUGAUCGAUGGUCAGCAUGGGCUCGAUGGGGCGAAGGGUCUGUUGCCAUGCUGAAGCUCUAAACUCAAACUAAGCUAAACGUGACAGAGGAUGCCCACAGCAGCUGGGAAAUUCAACCUGUGCUGUCCCAAGCCAAGUGUUCAUUCAGAUGUAUGAGCUAAAUGUAUAUCAGGAGUUCUUGAUCUGGGAAGGAACCUGUGACUCUUAGACUGGGGAUGCCACCAGCAUCAAUGGGCCAUUAAUUGGAGCUCUGCGAAUGGCAGUCUCCAUGCACCAAGCUCCACUUGCCAAUGUUCUCCUGUAUGCAUUGGCUUUAUCCACCAAUCUUCACUUCACACAGUGUGGCGUUAAAAUAAACAGUUGCUAUUGCUAUACAAUAAGUUGCAGCACUUAUCCUGGCUUACUCUGUACACUGCAAAUAUGUGCUGUUUUUUUUAAUGUUAUUUAAUAUUCCACAUCAUUCAUCAUUUUGAAAUUUGUAUAUAUUUAAGGAUGAUCAAUGUAUUUCUAAAGAGUAAUUAAAACUAAUGGCUACUUAAUGACAUUGCAAUGAAUGAAAAUGGAAAUUUUAUUUACAUACUUCACCUUGCAAAUCCUGACUUAAGAUGUACAUUUGCGCUGUAAAAUCUCUGCAGGUAACAUUUGUCAGUACACUGAAGGAUGAGAGAUGAAUUAGCAUCUGCAGAGAUGCAGUCAUUAUACAUCAGGAUUUUUAAGAACCAACGCGCUCUGUUUAUAAGCACUUACUGUGAUAAUGUUGAGGAAGGAACUGCAGAUGCUGGUUUAAACCGAAGAUAGACACAAAAUGCUGGAGUAACUCAGCGGGACAGGCAGCAUCUCUGGAGAGAAGGAACAGGAAUGAAGAAGGGUUUCGAUGUGCAACGUCAAGUCUGAAGAAGGGUCUCGACCCGAAAAGUCACCCAUUCCUUCUCUCCAGAGAUGCUGCCUGUCCCGUUGUUAAUAAGAUCACAAGUGAUAGGAGCAGAAUUAGGCCAUUCAGCCCAUCACAUCUACUCUGCCAUUCAACCAUGGCUGAUCUAUCUGCCCCUCCUAACCCCACUUUUUUGCCUUCUCCCCAUGUCCUCUGACACCUGUACUAAUCAGGAAUCUAUCUAUCUCUGUCAUAAAAAUAUCCACUGAUUUGGCCUCCAUAGAUUCACCACCCUCUGACUAAAGAAAUUCCUCCUCAUCUCCUUCCUAAAAAAACGUCCUUUAAUUCUGAGGCUAUGACCUCUACUACUAGACUCACUGGUGGAAACAUCUCCUCCACAUCCACACUAUCCAAGCCUUUCACUAUUCAAUACGUUUAAAUGGGUGUCCCCUCAUCCUUCGAAGCUCCAGCGAGCACAGGCCCAGUGCCGUCAAACGCUCAUCAUAAGUUAACCCACUCAUUCCUGGGAUCAUUCUCGUAAAGCUCUCCCGAGCCAGCACACCCUUCCUCAGAUAUGGUGCCCAUGUUACUCCAGCGUUCCGUGUGAUGAUGUUGUUUGCGUCUUCGGCGUUUUGAAAAUGUCAUUGUGUCACUUGUGCAUAACAUUAACACAGUGGAAAUGCUGGUCUUUCACAUUCAAUCAAUUGAAAACCCAUCCCUGGAGCAGCAUUGUGAUCAUCUUUUAUUCAAACCCUUGUCAGUUCACCUGCGCAUGUUAAUUCAUCUCCAUCUCACUGCCAGCUUUAAUUUUACCUCUGACUCACUACCAGUGAUUUCAACAGCAUUUCAAUUGUUUAAAUAACAGAAAAUAUCCGCAAAAAUAAUUGUUAUACUUUGUAAUUGAUCCAAAUAAAAUGGCAUUGAUGGAACAAAAAAUAAAUUGGCCAGCCCUAUUGUCAAUAAUCCUUCUCUGUUUUCUUUCUUUCCAAUUUAUUUAUUCUAUUGGUUUCAGGGCAAGAAUCAUGUAGCAAUUAGGGAGGAUACACGAUAACUGUUUCAUUUGAUAAGGUUGCAUUUCUAAUUGAUAUAAAUUCAAAUAACUGCCUUAGCAACACUGAAAACAUCAGACACGUGAAGUCAACAUGAUCAAUAGAUUUUCGGUUUUUGUAACGAAACAUUUUCAGCUUUCAAUCACUUUUCUUUAAUUUUUCAACCAUUACUCAAUCUUUAAAGUCUGGGUAAAAUGCUACACAUGAGAUGAACUAUAAGGGGAGCCGCGGUGGUA